Linnemannia hyalina is the source of this 693-nucleotide messenger RNA. The record is from the annotation of a GenBank genome assembly. NCBI's taxonomy places the organism in Eukaryota, Fungi, Mortierellomycota, Mortierellomycetes, Mortierellales, Mortierellaceae.
AUGACAUCACUGAAGAAACUGCAACGAUACUUCUUUGUGUUUAUCACAGUCUAUAUGCUGACAGGAAUCGGUGCCCUGGUAAUGGGGUCCAUGUGGCUCCGUCAGUCUGCCGACGGUGCUCCCCGUGAAGCUGUCAUCUCCCGCGCCAUUGAACAAACGGGAACGCUUAUUGGAGCAGCAGUGGCAGCAACAGCACUAGUCGGAUUCGUCGGUGGAUCAGCUCCCGUUCGGUUCAAGAUACUGCUCGUUGCAUUUGUGUGGCUGAUGAUGACGGCCAUGCUAGCGGAGCUCGGACUCGGCGGCGUUAUCUGGUUCAAGACCCUGCGCAUGCGGAGUCUGUUCCAUACUCAGUGGAUCAACGAGUGGUCGGAUUCUCUUAAAGUUGCCUUCCAGGACAUGACACAAAUGUCAGGAUACGGACAGUGCUGUGGAUACAACGACCGCGCAUCCGUCGUCCCCCAAGGAGCAUGUGCAACGGCAAACGCCCUCAACUUGUACCCAGGAUGUGAGGAGAAGGUGUCGGCCUUUGCAGAUACCUACUUGCGCAAGUUGUACACAUCUCUUUUCGGAUUCACAUUGGUCAAUGUGGUCUGCUUCAUUAGUACUGUUAUCUUGAUCCAGGCCCGUAACGAUGAAGAGCGGUAUAUCCGUAUUGGGCGCAAGGAAGGCCGAACCUACCACGACUCUAUCUAA